Messenger RNA from Knipowitschia caucasica, 621 nucleotides. NCBI's taxonomy places the organism in Eukaryota, Metazoa, Chordata, Actinopteri, Gobiiformes, Gobiidae. The record is from the annotation of a GenBank genome assembly.
AUGAGCCACUUUGAGUGGUUUGUCCAGUUCACCUGCCUCCAGCAGAACAUGUCAUGGACAGACCUGGAGUGUGAACGCCAAAGAGAGGAAUCUGAGAUCAUGACAUCUGCUGGUAGCCCUCUGACCACUAAAGAGGCCUGUGCUGCUCUGAUGAGGGCUGCGGCGGUGCUGCACGGUCGUCAGGCGGAAACUUUGAUGGAGUCUGUAUUCAGGAAUAUGAACAGGGGUGACCUAGUAAGAAGACUGUGGCCUGACUCCUCAGGGAUGAACUCGUCUUCAUUUGGGGACGGACUGAAAGUCACAACACUGCGGGACCAUUACCACACCUCCCACCUGGUCUUGUCUAUGGUUCAAACACACGGGAAAGGAUCUGUGGAGCUCACCAAGAACUUACUCGAGUCAAUCGGGAGAAAGGAUCUGCUGCCACAGCUGACCUCUGAAGCACGUGAAUAUUCUAAAGAUCUUUGGUGGUGUUCACUUAUCAACAAAGUGGCGACAGUGUCAGUUGUUACAGAGCUGUUUGGUGAGACGCUGAGUCUGCUGAGACCUGAAGAGCUCCAACAAUUCAAGACACUGCAGACCCUCUUCCAUGUACACCCACAUGUGGACCUGAAAGGAUGA